GUAGUAACAUCUUGGCGGUUGAUAGUUGACCUUUGAAACUCAUAAGUGCCGAGUAGCAGCUGUCUCUCCGCCCCUCGCCCACGUGACAGCUGAACCAGUGGGAGGUUGUGAUUCCAACAAACUCCUGCAGUGGGGGACGAACACAAGUCGGGAAGAAAUGCGGGUGGCAGUGAUUGGAGCUGGAGUCAUUGGCUUGUCAACAGCUCAGAGCAUCUAUGAGCAAUAUCACUCCAUUGUCAGUCCACUGACUAUUGAGGUGUAUGCAGACCGUUUCACUCCACUGACCACUAGUGAUGGAGCGGCUGGCCUCUGGCAACCAUAUCUCUACGAUAAGGGCAACAUCCAGGAGACAAAAUGGAAUAAAGAGACAUUUGACUACUUGCUGAGCUACCUCAGUUCACCGGAGUCCAUAAAAAUGGGUAUAUUCCUUCAGUCUGGCUACAACCUCUGCACUGAACCAGCCCCUGAUCCCUCAUUUAAAGAUAGUGUCCUGGGCUUCAGAAAGCUCACAGAGAGAGAACUGCAGAUGUUCCCUGGAUACAAUUAUGGGUGGUUCAACACUGCUAUCAUGGUGGAAGGUAAAGCAUAUUUACCUUGGCUGAUGGAUUGGUUGCAAAAAAGGGGUGUAAAAUUUUAUCACAGGAAAAUCGAGUCCUUCAAGGAGCUGGCAGAAACUGGGGCAGAUGUGGUAAUAAACUGCACUGGGAUAAGAUCAGGAGAGCUCCAGCCAGACCCUGAGCUUAAACCAGGCAGGGGUCAGAUAGUGAAGGUGGAUGCUCCAUGGCUGAAGCAUUGGAUUCUUACCCACAAUUUUACAACAGGAGUCUACAAUUCACCGUACAUCAUUCCAGGGAGUCGCCUCGUGACAGUCGGUGGGAUUUUCCAGGUGGGAAACUGGAGUGAACAGAACAACUCCACCGACCAUGAGAAGAUCUGGGACGGCGCUUGCCAACUCGAGCCAAGUCUCAAGCAUGCCAGGAUAGUAGAGGACUGGGCCGGCCUCAGGCCUGUCCGCAGCAAAGUCCGACUGGAGAGGGAGGCCAUACAGUCUGGUGCAGCUACAAUAGAGGUGAUACACAACUAUGGCCAUGGAGGUUUUGGACUCACCAUUCACAGAGGCUGUGCCCAGGAGGCGGCAAGGCUCUUCGGUCAGAUUGUGGAGCAAAAAGGCAAAGGUCCAAAAGCUCGUUUGUGAAUCUGAGUCCUAUUACAAUAUUCAGAGAGGGCCAAUUCACAUGUAACAAAAUAAUUCUUAAAUCCAUUGGAGGUUUGGAUGAUUGUAAAAAGUAAGUAAAAUAUAUAAAGUAUACAUAUAUUUCUCAGUAAAUGUAGACUAUAACUGAUAAAAUCACGUAUCACAGUGUUUAGUAAUAUAUAACAACACAAAUCCACAGCUCUUUUUGAAAGAUUAUUUACUAUAAUAUCAUACACAUUUACAUCCAGUGCACUGACAAGAAUCUGUGCACACAGACACUUAAUGCAGCACUAUAUCUCAAACACUGGCAAGUAAGAGUCAGCUUGUUGGACCUGUACUAGUUAAUCUCCCAUUUUUUUGAACAAAACUUUACUCAGGGGGUUACUCGUAGAAUCCGACUGGGCAAAGUCUGUCUACACAUCACCUUUGUUACAAUCAAAAGCAAAGACAACAACUAAACCAGGUAUUGAUACAUUAUUUACAGAAAGACAGAAUGUGACAUCCUGCCAAAUUGACGUGUUUGCAUGUGUAGGUCUAUGUGUGCAAGAGAUGCACCAUGGUUUAUACAUUGUAACACCAUAUACUCAUGUUAAUGUCAUUUUUUUAAUUAUGGGAUUUUUACUAACUAGAUUGAGUCAGCUUUGGGUAAUGAAAAUACUUCAACACGUUGACUUACAUAAUGUUGUCCACAAAUUCAGUCCAGGAUCUGUGGACUCGUUCCAGUUAUGCUAUAAUGAUGAAAUUUUGUCAACUGUUUGUUAUUAUGCUCUGAUGAAUGCUUCGGCCAAUUUGUUAGCUUGUUGAAAAUAAAAUAAUCACAUAAUGAUCAAGA
Micropterus salmoides (largemouth bass) is the source of this 2027-nucleotide messenger RNA. Its product is annotated as D-amino-acid oxidase-like. The transcript has 11 exons. Lineage: Eukaryota; Metazoa; Chordata; Actinopteri; Centrarchiformes; Centrarchidae. Bases 158 to 1195 code for a protein of 345 amino acids. Gene Ontology annotation, molecular function: D-amino-acid oxidase activity; FAD binding. The record is from RefSeq and is a predicted model, not a curated record.